AUAACGACACUCUGCGUACAGAUGAACUCCAACAAUACAAUUUUGUCCCAGGGCUUCAUUUCAUUUUUUCUCGGUAUAUUGCAUGGUAUGAUAGCAAGUAACGCUCUCGACGUGUGUUAUAGGCACAGACCUUAUCUCACAGAACGUACGCGAUGUUGGAAAACAGCGGCUGCUAGCAACUUGUAUGCAUUGUGAAAUAAUCAAUACCAAAUCGAUCUAGCUGUUCAAAACGACACCCAAAAUUCAACGGAUCUGUGCAUUUGGACCCUCUGUGGUAUAUACUAAUCCGCUUUUCUUUUCUACCCUCUUGAUCCAAAUCGAAGAAUUCUCGCAAGGACAAGUUGACGAUGCCAAAUUCACUUCAUAAGAUGCCAGUUUUUGUAUCGAGCAGCAGCACUAGUGGUAGCAGCCGAUUUCGCCAGGCACGGAUGAGGUUUCUCCCCCGAAAGAUGUGGCGGAUUCGGAGGGCUCUAAAUGCCCAUUGGAGAGCGAUCACGGUCUCUGUUUUAACCCUCACCACAUUAUAUUUUGUUUUCACGAUCAGGAAAAAGGCUAUAAACUCCACAAGGCGGAAUUAUGGAGACAUACCCGGCUUCCACAGAGACAGUAGUCGAAUAGCAGAUAUGUUUUUCAAUCCACCGGAAGAUGAGUUCGACAAAGAAUUUCGAGACAAAUCCAGAUUGCCGCCCUCUGUUGAGACGAUGGAGGAUUUUCCCAAGCUUCAUACGGGGGACGCACUCCUAGGUUACUUCCUGACCAUGUACGUAGAUGGUAUGGAGAUUACAUGGUCCAGUGCCGUUAACAGCAGAAGUCUUUUAUUUCAAGCCAUGCAAGAUUACAUGUUAAUGAUGGUUGAAACCGACGUCAGAGUGAAGUGGACUGAUGAGAAAAAGAAGACUAAUGGCUCUGUUCUCGUAGCUCCUAAUCCUACGAAACUCAACGAGGACAGCGUAUCUCUGCAACGUUAUCUCUAUUUCCUAUCCAGAUACUCGAAUAAAGGAGUGCAAUUGAACUUCCCGGAUAUCGAAACCGCUCGGUUAGCUUUACCGCAGUUGAAAGAAAUGAAGAGCAAGAUUCAUGCGCCGGUUUGGUUGCACGCAGAUAUCCUUCCGGGUCCGAAUCUCGCUGAGGUGCCGGUUGAUCCGGGCCAGUUUAUCACUCUGGUUCACAGUAACUUUCCGAGUUCGACGCUCAUGCUUGGAUGGGCAACGAGCUGGAGUCCGGAUGCGCCGCAGAUCCGAUAUUCGUGGUAUAAUGUGAUAGAAAUGGCGAAGACUUGUGCGGGAGCCAAUCUACCGGUUUCAUUCGCUGUCCGAGUGAUUUAUGCGCGUAAAUCCAUGCGGCAACUUCGGUUUCUUCUCAGUCUUACAUCACGGUUCUCGAUAACUGUUUGGACCGAUGUUUACGACAUCAUGCCUCUACCGGAUUUGGUUCACUUCAGGAAGAACAUGGAUCCGAAACGGAUACAUUACAACUUGCCAGAAAACUUCAUGGAGAGUAUAAAGAAUGUCAACGGCCAACAACCGACACCGAUUGAUUCGGAUACCAAUCUCUGGAAUCGAAAUUUGUGGCAGCCGGUUUUGUUGGAUGACGUUGCGUUGGUUUUUCUGGGAACCGAGCAAGCCGUUUUGGAAGGAGAGGCAAGUUGGUUAGUUUCUAAAAUACCUUAUCAAGCGGAAUUGCAAUCUAAAGGAAAAACUGUAGUCGUUGAAGGUAAAUUACAAUUUUUGAGCCGAGAUUCAGCGAACGCCGUGAAAGGGGAAGCGGCUCGCAUCAUUAUCCGAUCAUCCGGUGUCAAUCCGCCAUCCCCGGAUAAAGUCCAAGGUGUGCAGCUAGUCGUCAGGCCAGACGGUUUCAUCGAGUUAUCAGAAAUCAACAUGCAACACUCCUCGUUGUACGAUUUACGGACAAGUGCGCAUUUACCACGAAACGACUGUUACGAAUUUAAAAUCGUCGACAGGGGAGAAGAUUACCCAAUAUUUUGUGAAGUGAAGUUAUUAAAAUGCGAAGAAGAGGAUGGAGAUUUAGAACCUCUCUCAGUAUCCUUACAUUUUAAAGUACCAUACGAGGCCGAAAUUCAGAAGUACUAUGUUGCAGUCAACACAAUCGGUGGAAAACAGCCCUUAGUUAUUGAAAAUUUGGUCGUGUACUCAUAGGACACUACGACCCGACGUCGAUGCCUGAAAUGGUUGUAAAGUUUUCAAACUUUCAAACCUCAACUCUAUUAUUUUUCCAGGAUGCUUCGAACAAAAUGCAGUACUAGUUGUCUUCCAAAGAAUAUUUACUCCAAGCUUACAAUGAAAUUGGCUGUGUUUUUGUUUUGAUUAAAAUCUAGAAUGAGGUAAUUAAGAAGGUAGUAUA
Strongylocentrotus purpuratus (purple sea urchin) is the source of this 2361-nucleotide messenger RNA. RefSeq lists its product as uncharacterized. NCBI's taxonomy places the organism in Eukaryota, Metazoa, Echinodermata, Echinoidea, Camarodonta, Strongylocentrotidae. The transcript is spliced from 5 exons. The record is from RefSeq and is a predicted model, not a curated record. The coding region runs from base 348 to 2156 and encodes 602 amino acids.